UCGGUGGGCUUUUUUUCCCAACACUUUUUCUCUUCAAGUUGAAAAUCUUAACUUUUAAUUGGCCAUUUCUGAUACAUCAAGAUCAUUCACCAAUGGCUGAGAUGAAGCAACAAUACAAGAGUGCUGCAAUCUACACUCCUUCAAAGAGAAAAAGCACUAGGUUUACAAGAAAAUGUGCUUCUCUGGUUAAAGAACAACGAGCCCGGAUUUACAUUCUCCGCCGCUGCGCCACCAUGCUUCUCUGCUCCUACAUUCAAGAUGAUGAUUAAACUCUAAAGCAACCUACAACUAUAACUAUAUCUAUAUCCGUAUUUUCUAUUUAUUUCUGUUAUACUCCAAAAAAAUUGCCUUACUUCGAACAAACGCGCCUACACGACUAGAUUGGUCCAGUUUGUCUUUAUUUUUUAGCAGUCAAAAAAUAUUGGUCUCUUCUCAACAUGCCAUUUGCAACAGUUUUUGAACCUUGCUGGUGAAAUGCCAUUAGGGUUUUUUUUUUUUUUUUUAUUAAGAGGAGAGACCUUUUUUUGGCUACUAGAUGAAUCUUUUUAACAAACCGGGGCUGAUCGAAGAUAUACUGAAGAAACUGAGCUAAAUUGGCGGCAAAGAAGUAGCCCUAUAUACAGUGUAAAAGGGUUGUGUAAUUGUAUGUUUAUCGGCAUAUACAUGUUAGUGAGCAAGAAUAAGAUGCAAUAAUAUGAAUAAAAAGGAGUUUUUUAAUAUUAAUGUAUUUCCAUAAUGUUAUGAUAUGUACUUGUGUAAUGUACCAAAAUAAAAGGGUGAUGGUUACUCCCCUCUCUAA
Olea europaea var. sylvestris is the source of this 799-nucleotide messenger RNA. RefSeq lists its product as uncharacterized. The record is from RefSeq and is a predicted model, not a curated record. Gene Ontology annotation, biological process: negative regulation of cell population proliferation. The transcript has a single exon. NCBI's taxonomy places the organism in Eukaryota, Viridiplantae, Streptophyta, Magnoliopsida, Lamiales, Oleaceae. The coding region runs from base 93 to 269 and encodes 58 amino acids.